AACCGUGAAUUUUGUCGUGUACAUUUUGUGUACAUUGAAUUAUACAUUUUUCCUGGAAGCGAGGCAAAAACACCUGCGCAUGCUCAUUUGGAACAAAAGUGUAAACUUCCGGUUUUUAAAUUUUCUGUCUGCUUGUACAAACUUGUUCGCUUCUACAGCCAUAAUUAACAAUAAUUAAGUGUGACUUUGUUCUAUAUGAGGCUGCCUGUUGAUGUUAUAUUAUCAUGGCAUCAGGAGGCGCUAAUUUGAAUGACUCCCUCGAAGAAAUAAACAGAGGAGUGCGAGGUCGAGCCCAUGAGAGCAUUCAUCAGUUGAGAAAUGCCCUCGGUAAACCCCCGGUUGUCACAGCAGGCCCAAGAAGUGAACGCCAGGCCAGAGGUCACCAGCGAGCACAUUCCUGGGGAGACAGAAGCUCUGCAAAUGAUUACUCCUAUCGUGCUGCUGUGUCAAAAUUACGAGAUAUGCUCAAGGAGGGUGAGAAGAGACAAGCACAACCUGGGCCUCCUGGUGGAUUACAGUUUUCACCCCCAAGGUGGUCACAUAUACCUCAUGAUGGGCAGGAGUCUCCCCAUGCUUUUCAUGUUCCCUCACAGGCUCAGCUGGGUGGAAACCAGUUAAGAGGUGAGGUACCCAGGAUUGAGGAGGUCUUGCCAGUCCUUUACCAACAAACUGGCUACAUUAGCCAGCUGGAGGGUGAAAAUCAGUUUUGCAAUGAUGAGCUGACCCAGUUAAAGAUGCGUGUUGCUGAACUUGCUGCUGAUAACAAACGUCUUCAUGAAGAACUCAAGAGAAAUGUUGUACAAGAGAUUUUACUUGAUGAUGGGAAGCUUGGACCUCAUUCAGCAGCUGAGUUACCAUUGACCAAGGAUGAAGAAUUCCAAAAUGUCCAAUCAUCACCAGAACUUCAGGGCAGGAGGUUGUUGUUUGGCAAGUGGCAGAAAGAACUGGAGAGGAUCCACACCCUCCAUGAGGCAAAGACAAAUCGUCAGGAGGCACAACUUAAUCAAGCAAAGGAUGAAGCAAAGAGGCUUGAGCAUGAAGUACAGCAGCUGAAGGCCAAGAUGCGGACAUCAGAAUCUAAUCAAUCUGGUCGAGGUGGUUUUGGUCUGUGUAUAACAUGUGCUAAGAAUGAAGCUAUUGUGGCAUCGCCAAGUAAACGUCAUUCAGAGGCUAUUGAUAGGCUCACAAGGGAGAGAGAUGAGCUUGUCGACAGCUUGGCACACCUGAAGUCCAGGCUAGAGGAGAUGAAGCAGAGAGAGAACGACUCCUACGACCAAGUAAAAAAAAGUAUUAUCCUUGUUGAACAGGCAGGUCUUGAGAAGACAGAGGCAUUAGUCCACAAAGAGCAACUGAAUGAUGAACUGGCAAACUUAAGGAGGCGUUUUGAGGAACACAUUGCCGAGACUCAAAAUAAAAUUGCUCAAGAAAGAUUGGUGAUUCGGAAAGAGUUUCAGAGGGAGAUUGAUGACCAGAAUAUCAGAAUGAAAGACCUCAAUGAAGAACUCGGAAAAUGCAAGGUACAGUUAGAGAGGGCACUAAGGGAAAGAGGUGAACUGCAAUCCGAGGUCGAGCAGUAUAAAAUCCAGUUCAAAUCAUACGACACAGACUACGGUCAAGUUCAGGACAGUAUGAAACUCCAAAUGACCAAGGCUUCCAUUGAGAGGAGUGCAGCAAUUCAGAAUAUGGAUAAACUACGAACAGAGUUGCAGAGGUUGGAACAUGAUAGAGAUCAGGAGAGGUCAUGCCACCGAUCUGAGGUUGAUGACUUAAGACGACGACUGACCAUGGCAGAGCGAGACCUGAUGGAGAGUAAGGAAGAGUGUAUAUACCUCACCGGCACAAUGCAAGCACUUGAGCGUGAUGCUCAUUUUACCAAGCUGUCCAAGGAGAGCCUCGAGAAGGGCCGCAAUGAUGACCUCAAGGCAAUGGCUGAGAGGGCACGGGUGAGGGAAGAGGAGCUAGGAGGAUAUAUUGAGGUACUCCAGGAAAAGUUUACUCGUGCCCGUGCUGAUCUUGAAGAGUUGCUGUCCAAGGAGAGAAACCUUGUUCAGAAGCUGACACAGGAAUGUCACUCCCUCACAGAAAGAUUGGAAAAAGUGAAUGAAAAAUACAAGAAAGAAACAAAAUCGUUACAGUCAGAAAAUGAGCAGUUGACCUACAAAGUACGAAAAAUGCAGAAACGAACCAAGGAUAUGGAGCAGCAGCAUGUUGAACAUGGACGUAUGCAUGAAAAGAUGAGGCAGCAGAUUAAACUGAUGGACGAACAUGCACAGAGCAAUGCAACACAGGUUCUUGACCUCUUGGCUCAACAGACUGAGUUGAUGAAGGACCGUCAGAUGCUGGCCAAGGAGGUCGAAUUCCUCCGUAAUCAAGUGACCCCAUAUAAUGCUUCAGACGUUGACAAACUCUUCACGACAAACAAAGGGAAAGUGGAGAACAUACUUGACACUCUUGUGAUGAAAGAGAUGGAAGCAACUACCAGUGAUCACCCUGGCACUCUUAACACCCUGGACUUGUAAAUCUGUACUCAAGUGCUGAAAUGCAAGGAAAAAAAGAAGUGCCUACCCUAACCAUUGCUCGGGUUAUGUGCCCUUGGACCAGUAUUAUUGUAAACUUUGCAAUUGUAAAUUAUUUCAAACAGCAGCUGGACUGCCGCUAUCAAAAUUGUGCAUAUCAUGAUUGAUGCCAUAAAUACUGUAUCUGCUCGAUUGAGAAAGCUGAGGCCUUAACUUUGUGAAAAGAAAACUGGGUUGUACAUGACGUACAUAGUUUAUUGCUAUGAAUAGUGUAGAAGUAGAUAAUUUAAUGGGUAUUAGAAUACUAGGUACAAUAUUCUUUUGUAUACCAUAGAGUAUGAAAUAAACACAUAUAAUAAUAUGGCAAUGUUUUUUUCACAAUAUGACAGUGUCUUAGGCCAGUUCCAUCCAUCAGAAAUAUGCUGGAAGCUGAUUAGGUUACAAGCAUACUUGUGCCAAGUGAACCAGUCUGGUUCACUGAUGGGAUUAUAAUAUAGCAGAAAACUAUUGUAUUUUUAUACACUUUUUUAUCGUUUGAUAAUAAGACAUUAGA
Messenger RNA from Lineus longissimus, 3069 nucleotides. Its product is annotated as serologically defined colon cancer antigen 8 homolog. The transcript is spliced from 14 exons. Gene Ontology annotation, cellular component: centrosome; centriole. Bases 225 to 2519 code for a protein of 764 amino acids. Lineage: Eukaryota; Metazoa; Nemertea; Pilidiophora; Heteronemertea; Lineidae. The record is from RefSeq and is a predicted model, not a curated record. Gene Ontology annotation, biological process: establishment of cell polarity; centrosome cycle; neuron migration.